AUGUCUCACCUAAAAUUCUACGCAUACGAAGGAGCCGGAAUCCAAAAGCAGAGGGACUUCUGGUAUAGCCAAGCCGUUCGAGUGGGCGAUCGCAUUGAAUGCGCAGGCCAAGGUGGCUGGGACCCUGCUACUGGCGAAUUUGAGCGGGAAAUCAAUGCUCAGAUUGACCUUGCAUUUUCCAAUGUAGAGCGCUGCUUAAAAGAUGCCGGUGGAAAAGGCUGGUCCCAAGUGCACCGCGUGAAUUCGUACCACGUUCCAAUCAAUAACGAGGCGCUAGCGGCGAUGGUCCGUAACUUCAAAAAGUACAUGCCGGACCACCAGCCCAUCUGGACAUGUGUUGGUGUUACUCGGUUAGGUGAAGAUGACAUGCGUGUUGAAAUUGAGGUGGUCGCUCACGACCCUGAAGGUGCUAAGACAGUCGGUUCUUCUUGA
Messenger RNA from Penicillium crustosum, 432 nucleotides. Its product is annotated as RidA family protein. Gene Ontology annotation, molecular function: deaminase activity. The coding region runs from base 1 to 432 and encodes 143 amino acids. Gene Ontology annotation, cellular component: cytosol. Lineage: Eukaryota; Fungi; Ascomycota; Eurotiomycetes; Eurotiales; Aspergillaceae. The record is from RefSeq and is a predicted model, not a curated record. The transcript is spliced from 2 exons.